GCCACGACUCUUUUUCUCCGGCCGGCGUGUCCGUCUUCAAUAAUUUUAUUUUUUCCUCUUCAUUUCUUUCCCUUCUCCCAAACAAAAAGAAAAUGGAUUCUCAAUACCCGAACCAGAAACCCUCUCUUCACCCGGAAGUGAUCCGAACAAACCUCGAAAUCCCCCAAUACGCUUCUUAUUCUUCCAACAACCUUUACCCCACCAUUGACAAGCGUGAUUUUGUCGAAAACCUUUUCCCGGACUUUGCCCCAUAUUCCGUUAGCUUCCACAACGGCCAGUCAUAUCCUCCGUUUGCGCCAACGGUCCCCUAUUCGCAAUAUCCCGUUAGCGGCCAUUAUGGUCACUCGGAUCCUCCUUUCGUGAUAACGGCCCUGCCUGAGCAAUUUCCCUUUAGCGCCUCUGAUGACCACUCAGAUCCUCCGUUCGCGCCAACGGCCCCAGCUGAAGCUGUUGAGGAAGUUUUAAUGAAAAUCCCUGGUGCCAUCGUACAUUUGAUCGAUAAAUCUUACAGCGUCGAGCUCGCUUGCGGAGAAUUCUCGGUAGUUCGUCUCUGGCAGGACAACAACAUUGUCGCUGUUCUAGCGCGUGUCGCUGAUGAAGUCCAAUGGCCGAUUACGAAACAAGGGACGGCCGUUAAACUUGACGAUUCUCAUUAUUUCUUCUCUCUUGAGUUCUCUAAGGAAGCCGAUAAAACUUCCGAGGAUGGCUCUGAUUUGCUUAGUUACGGGUUGACAAUAGCCUCAAAAGGACAAGAAAAUUUGUUGAUACAAUUGGAUGAUAUAUUGCGAUGUUAUAGUUGUUUUACGGUGCAGAAAGUAAAGGGGAAAGGGGAGAAGGUUUUGGAUGGAGGGGAGAACAUGUCCCCGGAGGAUUUGAAUUCGGCAAGCAAGAAGGCGGCGAUGGAGGGUAGAUGUGCGGCCUAUUGGACUACACUGGCGCCUAAUGUGGAGGAAUAUAGUGGGACAGCGGCUAAGAUGAUUGCGGCUGGAUCAGGGCAGUUGAUCAAGGGGAUAUUGUGGUGUGGAGAUGUGACAAUAGAUAGAUUGAAUAGAGGGAACGAGGUAUUGAAGAGCAGAAUGACCCCUACCGAGGAGAAUUUGGAGAUUAGUCCAGAGGCAUUGAAGAGGAUACAGAGGAUUAAGAAGGUGACAAGAGUGACACACAAAGUGGCAAAAGGGGUUCUCUCUGGUGUUGUGAAAGUAUCUGGAUAUUUCUCAAACUCUGUUGUGAACACAAAACUGGGCAAGAGGGUUUUUCGGCUCCUACCUGGAGAAAUGGUUCUUGCUACCCUGGAUGGAUUCGAUAAAAUUUGUGAUGCUGUUGAAGCAGCUGGGAAAAACGUAAUGACAACAUCAUCCACUGUGACGACUGAACUUGUCAACCAAAAGUAUGGAGAAAAAGCAGCUGAGGCUACAAGCGAAUGCCUGAAUGCUGCAGGGCAUGCUAUGGGAACAGCAUGGGCUGCAUUUAAACUCCGAAAGGCACUAAACCCAAAGAGUGCUCUUAAAUCUAGCGUGCUAGCGAAGGCUGCUGCUAAGGCUACUGUUGAAGAGGCAAGGGCUAAGAAGUGAUUGCUUUCAGAUAUCUGCUCUUCAAAUUUUUAGCAGAGAGAUGUGGUUAUAAUGCUGACAUCCAUAAGCUUCAAAAGUCAUCGAUAUUUUUUCCGAUUGUUAUGGUAUUUGUAACUGGUUAUUCCUUUAUGCUUAUGCCGUACUUAUUCUCUCUUUAGUGGCAAGAAUUAAAAGGCUUUAGUCCGGUUAUGGUAACGAUAGUUAUGAU
Hibiscus syriacus is the source of this 1779-nucleotide messenger RNA. RefSeq names its product protein EARLY-RESPONSIVE TO DEHYDRATION 7, chloroplastic-like. The coding region runs from base 93 to 1571 and encodes 492 amino acids. Gene Ontology annotation, cellular component: plasma membrane. The transcript has 4 exons. Lineage: Eukaryota; Viridiplantae; Streptophyta; Magnoliopsida; Malvales; Malvaceae. The record is from RefSeq and is a predicted model, not a curated record.